Trypanosoma conorhini is the source of this 356-nucleotide messenger RNA. RefSeq lists its product as uncharacterized. The record is from RefSeq and is a predicted model, not a curated record. Lineage: Eukaryota; Euglenozoa; Kinetoplastea; Trypanosomatida; Trypanosomatidae. The annotation marks the transcript as partial. The transcript has a single exon.
AUGACACACGACAGCCGAGGGACAACGAGUGAAGGGGAGAAGGAGCCACGAACAGCGCCCACUGCAAUUGUGUUAGCCUCCACACCCCACGCAAUUCAAGAAAAUCGGUGCCGUCGCAGUACCGGCUCUACGAUAAACAGAAAAAGAAGAUUCAGUGAAGUUGGGGACGGUGGGAGCGCUGCAUGUCCCAUCCUUGUGGAGCGCCAGCUUAGCUUUGAGACAGACGACGUUGCCGUCGCCCACACACCUUCAGAGCAGUCGACGCGGCGGCUGCUUGACGGCACUGUUGAGUCGGAUCAGACUCGACAAAAGCCUCCACCAGGGUGGGGGAGGGAAGCCGCACGUUACUUUGACAU